This is a messenger RNA of Hevea brasiliensis (rubber tree), 2422 nucleotides long. RefSeq lists its product as uncharacterized. The record is from RefSeq and is a predicted model, not a curated record. NCBI's taxonomy places the organism in Eukaryota, Viridiplantae, Streptophyta, Magnoliopsida, Malpighiales, Euphorbiaceae. Bases 414 to 2027 code for a protein of 537 amino acids. The transcript has 4 exons.
UUUUGUUUUUUAAUCUAAUUAUUUUUAUUUAUACUUAAUCCAUAUUCCAAAACUUUUAUCAUGCCCAUCCCUUUCAAGCUCCUCCCUUUCGCCUUCCCUUUCUCUUUCUUUUGUCUCAUCUUCUCCAUAAAAGUGAAAAAGGAAUUAGGAAUAUAUAUAUAUACAUAUAUAUUUACAUAUCAUUGUUCUAUACAUCACUUUUCAUUCUCAGAGUUCAAAACCUAGGAUAAAUGCACUGGAGAAGGUCAAACUUCAGAUAGAUGCAAGCAGGAGCUUGGUUUCAGAAAGCAUCUUACUUGGUUGGCAACCAUUUAGGCAUAUUGAUAUUUGAAGUAGCUUUUGUAUAGAUAUGUUAAAUCAUUGUGGGAUGGGAGCGUAGUAGCCUCCUAUAUCAGAUCCAAAACUUACCUUUAAUGCUUUCUUGCUUCAUUGUUCAUGAUGAUGCUGAGCUGCAGAUCUUGAAACUACUAGUGCCAGUACAUCCAGUUGUGUCUAAAUUUGCACAUGUGGAGCUUCAUUUGCUCAUAAAUAUACCUGAUUGGACUAGGAGACAACCUUUCUGUUGCCAGAAGAAAAUAGCUAACACGGGUGCUCUUUGUUGUGUGGCCACUGGGCCACAGAGAGUGAAGUCACCUACAGGUGGUAGGGACUCUUCAAACAAUCAUAAUGAACCUCAUUGGCGCACAAACUCUAGUUUCUCGCCCCCUCCAUUGAGGAUGUGGGAUUGCAGAUUACGCUCAGAUGUUUUACCCCAUGGAUCUCAUGGAGUUCAUGGUUCCUCACUAUCCUCAAACAGCAGAGGAAGCAGAAAUUGGGUUGGCAGUGACCCAUUAACUAAUCAUCAUCAUUCUGUUUCUGAUGGGGUGCUCUUUUAUUCUGAUAGCCUGCCUGAUAAUGUUAAGGAACCUCGGUGGACAUCACCAGUUCAAAAGUUUAAUUUAGGCGAGGUUGCUGUCUCAAAUGUGGGAGGAUCAAGAUUCCAGACCUCUUGGUUUCCUUCCACUGAGAGGCCAUUUCCUGUUAGAGCUAAUGCAGCAUCCCCGAGUUUUGGGUCCCCAUCCUCACAGUCCGAGUCCAGCCAUUGGGAAUCAACUAGCAAACGGCCUUUUGCUUUCUCCAAUUGCAACUUUCCAAGCCGACACUCUUACAUGUCAAAAACCGUUUACCCUCUAGUAUUCCGUAACCCUGUGUCAGAGUGUGAAACCUUUAGUGAUGCUGAUAUCAGCAGUAUUGGUAGGUUGAUACCAGGUGAGGAUCUGACAUCACCAUCUUGUUGUCCUGAUAACAGUUCUGGUGUUGAGUAUAAGUUCUACAAAACCCUGACUGAACUUCAAAAAUUGGAGACAUCACCAGACCCCAGUGCGAGUUCUAGAAGAGAGGGAUUUAGAUGGAGUAGUGCCAGUAGCUAUGAUUUGGGGCUUGAUGGUGACAGGUUUGACGUAGCAGAAGAUACGGAUAUAGAGAAUCUGAGGUCACCUAACAGUGCUGUGCCAGAUCAAAAGUGUGGAAUUUGUAAAAAGUUUUUGUGGCAGAAGUCUCCCUGGAGCUCACAUCGAAUCAUGAGAGGUGGUGACAUGCCUAUUACUGGGGUGCUAUCCUGCAGUCAUGUGUUUCAUGCAGAAUGCUUAGAACAAGCGACUCCAAAGGCCCAGAUUCGUGACCCUUCUUGCCCCUUGUGCUUGAAGACCAUUGGAGCAGUCGAAGAAUCCCGAUCAAUUUCAGAGCCCUUGCAGUUGCAGGUGGCCCUAAGAUCCAUACGGAGAAACAGAGGGGUAGUGAUUUCUGAAGCCCUAGGGAGUCACAACAAUAGUGAAGCCUAUACUCACAUUAAGGGAAGGUUGAGGAAAAACUGGCUUCGAGCAGUGCCAAGGUGGAAUUAUAAUGGUUCUUCAUUAACAAACCGCCUUAAAAGGCAUUUUACAAUUAGGGGGAAGGUUUGUAAAGAUAUUUCCAGUACUAAGGUAUCUCGCAAGAUGGGUUCGUCUUCUAGCCGGGAACCAGUUCAACGCCAAAUGUCUAUGCAGUAGUCUCAUGUAUGUAUCCUUGUGCAAUUAGAUUCGAAGAUUGGAUCUUUGGUGGACCAUUUCUCUUCAAGAUAUUUUCUCAACUUACUUGGGUUCACUUUUCCGAGAUAUCAUUGAGAACCCUUGUGUAUCCACUUUUUCCAUUGUAUAAGCUGUGGCACAUCUUCAUUCUGGCCUAUACCUGACGUGCUAUGAGAAAAGCUAUGGGUGUCUCUUCUAUUGCAUGUUUUGAUUAUUAUUGUUAAGUGGCACUGCAGGCAGUUUUAGAGAGUUGAAAGUUGAAAUGCCUUAUGUUCAUAUGUCCUAUUCUUGGAACUCCCAAAGUCUCAUAGAUUACAGUGUCCACUGAUUUGGCCAGUUCAAAUUUGCUAAUGUCACAGUUUAUUUGCCGUUCUUUA